Messenger RNA from Anneissia japonica, 4150 nucleotides. RefSeq names its product scavenger receptor cysteine-rich domain superfamily protein-like. Gene Ontology annotation, cellular component: membrane. The record is from RefSeq and is a predicted model, not a curated record. Bases 427 to 3114 code for a protein of 895 amino acids. Lineage: Eukaryota; Metazoa; Echinodermata; Crinoidea; Comatulida; Comatulidae. The transcript has 11 exons.
GCAACAGAGUAAAUGUGGGCCACCUCAAAAGAUAGUGCAUACAGAACAGAUUUGGAUGUUUAUAUAAACUGACCGCCAUCAAUGCAGUACGUUGUCGAAGCAUCAGAUCACAUUGGAUUCCCUUGGGUUUCGUCGACAACAAUAUGGGAUUUAGGGAUUCAUAUAUGCUCUGCAAAAACGGCGCGUUAUCCUUGCGUUGAUGGCAAAACUCAAGAUCGUCUACACUGGCUCUUUGAACCUCUGGCAUGCCUGGUUGACUUCGAUUUAUCUGCGGUUUAUGUAACAAUAUGAUUGUUAUGAAGAACUCAUCGUGUUUUGAUGACAGUAAUUCCCAUCGAUAUUGUUAAUGGCGUUGAAAGACGACGAUCAAUUCAGCUACUGUUGUAGGCCUGUGAUACUGUUUAUGGACGGGUCGGACUCGGUACAAUGCUAGCAGUAGCAAAAGCAAGCGUUUUUAUUGGAAUUGUAUUCAAUGUUUGUGUAGUGACGGCUACGACUGAAGUAACAGUUCGUCUCGCGGGAAGCACAACGCCAGAGAUGGGACGCCUGGAAGUUCGAAUCAACGGAACCUGGGGAACGGUCCACAGCAGUGGUUGGGGUGAAUCUGAAGCACAUGUAAUUUGUAGACAAUUAGGAUACAGUGCUCCUGUAACGUAUCCUUUAAUUGGAUACUUUGGACAAGGUACCUCAAUGCAGGUGCAUAUGACGCAUUUGAAAUGCACCGGGAGGGAGAUUACCAUUCUUGACUGUCAGUACUCGAGGCCCAUCGACGAUAACCAUGACGAAGACGUUGGCGUCAUUUGCCAACCAGAAAAUACCUCGGAUUAUCAUGUGAGGUUAACAGACGGUUCUGAAAAUUCUGGAAGGGUUGAAAUUUUUCUUCAUGGAACCUGGGGCAGUAUCUGUGAUAAAAAUUGGAUCCUUAAUGAUGCAACUGUUGUGUGUCGUAAUUUGGGCUUUGCUGCAGCUGUCGCUACUCAUCCUUCAGUUGACUUUGGGGAAUCGUCAGAGGUGCAUCUAAAUGACGUCACAUGUUUGGGAACGGAGAGCGGGUUGAGGUACUGUAGACAUGAAGUCUUCAACGCUACCACAGCAGCUACAUGCAGUGGCGGUCGUGCCGUUGGUGUGACUUGUCUUCCAAAGAAAGAUUUGCAGGUUAGGUUGGUUGGCAGUAACUCGCCAAAUGAGGGCAGAAUUGAAGUACUGCUUCAUGAUAAGUGGUCUCCAAUCAAAAACCAUAAUAAUACUGACUGGGAACUAAAAGAAGCUGAUGUUGUCUGCAGGUCCCUGGGCUUUGAGACAGCUUACGACGCUGUGACUGAUGGAAGGUUUGGUGACGGCCAAAGUAGGUCAUACAGCAUGAUAGACGUGAAAUGUGAGGGUCAUGAAACAAGUUUAGAAAGUUGUGUUUAUGAGAUAGCAACUUCAAAGUAUGACUCCAGCCAAGGAAAACCUGCAGUCGGUGUUGUUUGUGGAAGCAAAAAUGGCAACGAUGGAGACGUACGGCUGGUUGACGGGAAAAGUGCCAAUGAGGGUCGAUUAGAAAUAUAUUAUUAUGGCAAAUGGGGUUCUCUAUGUAUGGAUGGAUGGAAGUCAAACGCCGUCCAGGUGGCGUGUAAACAGAUGGGGUAUCCAAGCGCAAAUGCCACAAUUAAUCCAAUACCUGGAUCUGAUGGUCAACCGAUUCACCUUGAUGACGUCAUUUGUUCUGGGGACGAAGAAGGCUUAUCAGAAUGUCAGCACGAGGACUGGGGUAUACAUACUUGUAGUCAUAGUCAAGAUGUGGCAAUUAAAUGCAAUCGUUACAAAGAUUAUGAUGUCAGGUUGGUAGGCGGUCAAGUAGCAACUAUAGGUAGAGUCGAAGUCUUCAUUAACAACGUAUGGGGCGCAAUUUUCGACAAAAAUUGGAGUCUUAAUGAAUCAAGUGUGGUGUGCCGUUCGCUUGGCUACCAAUCUGAAUCUGUUAGUCUCUGUGGUACUGGCUAUAUUACAUCGCCUGCUCCAAAACGUUUUCACAAGAUGAUAGUAAAAUGCCUCGGCUCAGAGGCAAAUAUUCAAAAUUGUUCUACGAAAUUUCCUGGUCAACAACAUCAGUAUGAUACUUCCAUCUGCAUUCAAUGUGCCACGAACUACGAAGAUAAACAAAUACUAUUAAUGGGAGGAAAUACCGCUAAUGAGGGCGUUCCAAAAGUCUACAAUGCGGUCACACGACAAUGGGAUUUUAUCUGUAAUAACAACGUCACUUUUGAAAACAACAACGUAAUUUGCAGAAGCAUAGGAUUUGCUUACGCUAAGAGUAUAUCUGGUUCACUUAUCACUCAUUCAACGUUUUCAACCAAUCAAUAUGGCUGCUUUGUAAAAGGCAUUGCCUGUAACGGACUAGAAAUUGACGUGCGCGAUUGCCCGACGGUUUCCGAAAUAAUGCUGCAAACAAAUUAUAACGCAACUGCGUCAAUCCGCUGCAAAGAAUUUGAAGAACAUUCCAUUCGCCUUGUCGGCGGAGCGUCACCUCGGCAAGGCAGAUUAGAGAUUUACCAUGACGGCCAAUGGGGGACGGUUUGCAUUUCAUCCUGGACUACAAAGAUUGACGCAGGUGUUGCUUGCCGUUCACUGGGGUUAGGACCCCCUCCUCUUAACAGUAGUGUACCGCAAACUAAUCCUGGGACCGGACCGAUACAUUUAUCUGAUGUUUCGUGUAACGGUUCUGAGAAUUCUAUAGCUGAUUGUAACCAUGGUGAUUGGGGCAUCAAUAUGUGUACUCAUGAUUAUGACGUCAUGCUUAAAUGUUCAGAUCCAAUUCCCAGUUGGUGCGGUAAUGCAUUCUGUAAAGAAGAUGAAUUGUGUAAAUUGACUGCGUCCUCUGGGUUUUAUUGCCAAUCAACAUCCAAAAAAGAAGAUUCCAGAGGGCAGUACCUUGCAGUUGUCUUGCCAAUCCUUGUAUUUUUCGUUAUACUAGCUUGCUACAUAUCAGCGCGACUGUGUCAUACUUUGCCUGUACAGCCACAUAAAGACUGUCUAAAUUUAUUGAGAAGAUGUUGUGGAAAAAAGGCUUCCAAUUACCGAAUCGUCCUCACAGCAAGUGACGAAAUAAUUUUGGUUGAAAAUGCAUCGUGAUAACAGAUAAAUCAUUGGAGGCGCUGUUUUAAUUGAACACGAUCGAAAGUUGAAAUUACUUAUCACAGUAAUUAAGUUUUUACUGAUUUUGUUAUUGUUGCACGUCUUUACGGCUGUGCCUCUGUUAUAAAAGAGAAGCAAUAAAGUUACUUACUUACAGUACCUGUACUUAUUAUAUGAUGACGUCAUAAUCGCGCUUAGCUUUUUAAGAAAUAACAUCUGCCCGUGAGGCUAUUGGCCAAUCAACUUAAGAGCUUUUGUUAACAAGUGUAAUUUACUUUUGAAUUGCGCCCAAAAUUAAUUAAUAUGUCCAAUUAUGAGAAUGCUAUAUAUACUUUGUUGGAAGUUUUGAAAAGGGCUGACUACGAUUAAUACGCAAUAUCUAAUCCCGUUUUAAAGGGGUUUAAUAUAAUUAAGUUUAAUUAAGAUAUGAUUGAAAAAAGUAAAAUAUGUAUUUUAAUGGUUUCUAUAUAUAUGAAUUCAUAUCCCAAUGCAUAUUUUGAUGUUACUUAAAAAGUGUUCUACUGUAUAUACCUUAUUGUGUAUUUUUAUGUUGGUUGCAUCAUAAAAUUAUUAAGAAAGUAGAAAAUACAAUUUAAAUUUAUCUUAUCAAGUAUUCAAUCUCCUGGUGAGCCUAUUAUUGUCGUUGUUUUUGUUACUGCUAUUGCUGUCAUUGCUAUUAAUAUUGAUUAUUAAUAUAAUAUCAUUACUUUUAUAAUUUCCUAAUUAUUAUAAUUUUCUAAUUAUUAUAAUUUCCUAAUUAGUAGAAUGUUUAUAGCGCCACCAUCUGCAAGUAAACACCAUAAUUUUUUUAAAUAUUCAUAAGUUAUCGUGAUAUACUGUACCACGCUAAUCUGCAAUUCCAACACAAAAUAUUAUAUUUACUUAUAUACACUAAUUAUGCUGUAUAGACGUUGAAAGAUGUCGAGAAUGAUGUGCCAUACGCUUUCAAUGUUCAUCAUUUACCUGAGUUUCUCCAUGACACGUAAGAUAAUCGUUUUAUUGUAUUUAAUAAAAUGUUUGAUAAUUCGGUUCA